This is a messenger RNA of Mustela lutreola (European mink), 1884 nucleotides long. It is a transcript of the gene FLAD1, whose product is annotated as flavin adenine dinucleotide synthetase 1. NCBI's taxonomy places the organism in Eukaryota, Metazoa, Chordata, Mammalia, Carnivora, Mustelidae. Gene Ontology annotation, biological process: FAD biosynthetic process. The transcript has 10 exons. The coding region runs from base 219 to 1784 and encodes 521 amino acids. The record is from RefSeq and is a predicted model, not a curated record. Gene Ontology annotation, molecular function: FMN adenylyltransferase activity.
AGGGUGCGGGCGCGUGCGGGAGAGGCGCCUGAGCUCCCGGGCGAAGCGGGCAGGGGCGUCUUCAGGGGUCGAGGCACGCGAAGGCACGGUGCCCCGCGAGAGGAGGCUAUGGCCCCCAGUGCCCUGUAGACCUGGCGCGACUCCCGUGCUUUCGACCCCUUUUGGGGGCCCUGGGUGGCUUCUGGAGGGCCUUGCAGAGGGGCAGAGAAGGCAGGACCAUGGCAUCUAGGGCCUUUGACCCUCCCCCAGGGCGCAGCGUGACGGCGGGCAUCAUCAUUGUUGGAGAUGAGAUCCUCAAGGGACACACUCAGGACACCAACACCUACUUUCUGUGCCGGACGCUGCGCUCCCUAGGGGUCCAGGUGUGCCGAGUCUCUGUUGUCCCUGACGAGGUCGCCGCCAUCGCGGCCGAGGUCACUUCUUUCUCCAGCCGCUUCACCCACGUCCUCACGGCAGGGGGCAUCGGCCCCACUCAUGACGACGUGACCUUCGAGGCAGUAGCACAGGCCUUUGGGGACGAACUCAGGCCGCACCCUGAGCUGGAAGCAGCCAUCAGAGCCCUGGGAGGGAAGGGCUGGGCCAAGCUGUGUCUCGUGCCCUCCUCCGCCCGCCUGCAUUACGGCACUGAUCCCCGCACCGGCCGGCCCUUCAAGCUGCCGCUGGUCUCCGUCCGGAACGUCUACCUCUUCCCGGGCAUUCCGGAGCUGCUGCGAAGGGUGCUGGAGGGGCUGAAGGGGCUGUUCCAGAACACUGCUGUGCGGUUUCACCUGCGGGAGCUCUAUGUGGCCGCCGACGAGGCCUCCAUCGCCCCCAUCCUGGCCGAGGCCCAGGCCCACUUUGGGCGCAGGCUGGGCCUGGGCUCCUACCCUGACUGGGGCAGCAACUACUAUCAGGUGAAGCUCACUCUGGACUCGGAGGAGGAAGGGCCCCUGGAGGAGGGCCUGGCCUACCUGACCGCCCGCCUGCCCCCGGGGUCGCUGGUCCCCUAUGUUCCCGACGCCGUGCCGCAGGCCAGCGAAGCCGUGUACAGACUCGCCGAAUCAGGGUCUUCUCUGGGGGAAAAGGUGGCAGGUGCUCUGCAGACCAUCGAGACGGCCCUGGCUCGGUACAGCCUCGCCCGCCUCUGCGUGGGCUUCAACGGAGGCAAGGACUGCACGGCGCUCCUGCAUCUCUUCCAUGCCGCCGCACAGAGGAAACACCCCGACACCCAGGAACUCCUCCAGAUCCUGUAUAUCCGCAGCAUCUCCCCUUUCCCCGAGCUCGAACAGUUCCUACAGGACACCAUCAAGAGAUACAAUCUACGGGUCUUGGAGGCUGAGGGAGACAUGAAGCAGGCCCUGAGCGAGCUGCGGACACGGCACCCCCAGCUGGAGGCUGUCCUGAUGGGCACCCGCCGUACGGACCCCUACUCUUGCAGCCUCUGCCCUUUCAGCCCCACUGACCCCGGCUGGCCGGCCUUCAUGCGCAUCAACCCGCUGCUGGACUGGACCUACAGAGACAUCUGGGACUUCCUCCGUCAGCUCUUCGUGCCCUACUGUAUCCUGUACGACCGCGGGGGAUGGGAGAUGCCAGAGGGGACCGGGCAGCUCCCUGCAAGGGGGUGGCGCGCCUGCGUGCGUGUGUGUGCGUGUGCACGCGCGCGUGUGCAGACUGAAAAGGAGCUCUCGGCACAAUUCCCAAGGCCCGCCUCAGCAGGAGCCCCCCAGAGGGCAGGAGCCCGGAGUUGUGCUGGGCACUGGGGGAAGAGGAGCUGCUGGACUGACGAUGGCCAGGGAGGGAGCUGACCCCGGCUCAGCGCAGCGCCCGGCCCAGCCCCCAUUGAGACCCCUGGGGCCCGCCAUGCUCCACCAUGGAGGGGCCCCAGACACCGCGGGAAGUGCGGAU